UUUUGCAUGUAUGCCAUUGAGAAUCAAAGGUAUUAGAUAGUGUGCAUGUUGUCAUCCUGUCACACAUUUUACAUGCUAUUCAAAGUUGGCUCAAUAUCUAUGGCAUCUCAUAAAAGAAAUGGAACUUCUUUACACUAUCAAAUUGGUAUAUAUAGAUGUAUGGCCCAUUUGAAUACUUUUCCACUAUCCAUUGUGAAUGUAUAUUAAAACGAAGAUUCUCCUAGGAAGUCUUUUCUUUUCCAUUCAACAUGUGUUGUGCUAGCUUUUUUUUUGCCCUUCACCAGUCAACAAGCUUUUGUUUCAAUUGCAAUGUAUUCAUGUAGUUAUUGUUUUCAAUUCGAGUACUAUGCUUUACUUUCUUUUUUUAUAUGAUUUCCAUGGACUAUCUUAUGUCCUCAAAACAUCCAUUUCUCAACCUUAUCCAAUAUUUUUUUCCUACUGAGAGCCUCUUCCUUUGCUUUUAUUAUCUGGUUAUCCAUGUCAGCAAGUAACUCAGAAGGAUCGACAUUCCUAGAAUCAAUUAGAGCCAUAAUUUUUUCUUGAGCAGCCUCUGAAUCAAUCUCACUAUGAGCAUGAGCAAAAAUCUCCUCAAGCUCAGUUUGCCUUUUUAAAGCUAUUUCCUUCAUCCUGCUAGCUUUUAGUUGAUCAAGCCUUUCAACUGCCACCUCAGCCUUGACAACAAAAAACAAGUCAAUAUUUAAACAGCAGGUAUUUGAUACAAAUUCAAGGACCUUGUGCAACCUCUUACUCUGCCACCAGAUCAAAUAAUCAACCAAAAUUCAUUGACUCAGUGGGUAUGAAAGUUAGUCAAAUUGAUGUUAAUCGAACAAUAUGAAAUAAAUUAUCUUUUCCUUUUGCAGUUCUUGGAGCCGAGACUGAAACUCAUCCAAUGCAUAUAGUAAGGAAUACGUUCAUAGUAUGUUACAUGAUCUUGUGCCAGCACAUUUGCAUAAUGUAGUGCCAACCAUGUUUCAUAAUGUGGCAUCAACACAGUUUCAUAAUGUAGCUUCUACACAUGUCCAUGACUCUAGGCUUCCGCAUUAGCUUGAACUUUAUUUUGUGGACGCUGGUUAUAGCAGCAUGGAUUAGUUCUUUUCUUUUUGUUAUUAUUUUUUUUCUUUUGCCUUUGUAAAUUAGAAGCAAUAGUUAACAAAGGAACUAUUCUUAUCCAAUUUAUUUUUGCUUUCUUAUGUUUCUCAUAUUUUUGGCCUUGAAUUUCCAUUGAUUUGAGUAGGGUUGAUCUGGGAAAUGGUGGGGCUAGAUGAAAUAUCAUACCAAGUCAUACUCGAGAGCUUUUAUGAUUUUGUUGAGGGGUGUGAAUAUUCCCAAAUGACAUGUUGAAAAAUAGAUUUUACACAAUUGUAUGUUUCUGUCCCAACUUGCUAACCCACAUGCAGAGACAGUUGGCACAAGGAUGAUCAUCACUGAUUUACCAUUUUCUUAGUGCAUGCAAUUGGGUGACUUGUUUGUACUCAAAUGGCAGUGAUCCUUCUAACCAGCUUUUCCCUAUAGGUCUUUAGCGCUUGGAAUUUAAUUGAAGUUGCCAAUGAAGUCUGAUUCGUGUUGUCUGGAAAUCCCAAAAAUAACUCAAUGAAGAUGGUCAACAUAAAGACUUCACCAUGUUCCUUGGGUUUGUUGUUUAUAUAUGUAUGUAUAUAUGUUAAAAUGUUACUGGUAGUGCUUAUAAAAAAAAUAUUGAUUCUCCAGAUUUUCUAAUUUUUUAUUGAGAGUUAACCACGGCUUGGGUUUUCAGCUCUUUAUUUAUGGUUUUCUAUAUUGUAAAAAUUGACUUGGAGAAUGCAUUAUACUGAAAGUGGCACAACUUUUGUGCUCUUGCCAUUUUCUUAUUAAUUUCAAGUGGGAUAGCUUGAAUUGACGUGUGAUACCUGAGAUCAUUUAAUAGUGUUCAUGAGUCAAUCAUAAUAUUUUUGAGUUUAAGCUUGGUUAUCUGCUUUGGUUUAUGUAAUUUGAUUGGAGUUUCCUCACAUUCAUUUUAAACAGGUUCUUGGUCAGCGGUAUUGUCCACCCGUGGAAGUCUUUAAAAGUUGCUGCAGAGACGUUAAAAAAGGUUGUGUGAGACCAAACAGCGCCCGGUAUUAUCUCUCUUUUGUUGAUCAAGGUGGAGAGGGGAAUCGAUCAGAACCAGUAGAACCUCAUCUGGUAGUCCAAAUGGACACAGAGAGUUCUGUACUAUACCAGAAAACCUGCCUCGACUAUUGUUUUGAAAAACCAAUAAAGGUGGAGGGGAUACAAGAAAUCAACCUGUCAGGUGGAGGGGAUACAGGAAAAACCAAUAAGUGUAUACUGUCAAAUGUUUUGAAAUGCCUUGGUGACAAUAAAAAACAUAUGAGAGAAAGCACUCUGACUACUUUAGAUGCUUGGCUUGUUGCUAUUCAUCUCGACAAAAUGGUGCCUUACAUCACUACUGCUUUGAUGGAUGCGAAGCUUGGCACGGAAGGGCGCAAGGAUCUUUUUGAUUGGCUAUCAAGGCAACUUAGUGGAUUAAGCAAUUUUCCUGAUGCUGUAAAUCUGAAUUAUGUAUUGUUUCAAUUUGUUAUGCUAGAUGGAUGUGACUUGUGAAUGAAAA
Messenger RNA from Camellia sinensis, 2587 nucleotides. The record is from RefSeq and is a predicted model, not a curated record. NCBI's taxonomy places the organism in Eukaryota, Viridiplantae, Streptophyta, Magnoliopsida, Ericales, Theaceae.